CAUCAUGGAGGCUGUAGCCGUGUUUUCUUUCCGAGCAAAAGAACGAGACGAGCUCAGCUUCCAGAAAGGAGAGAUACUGAAGGUGACAGAGAUGGAUGAGGAUCCUAAUUGGAUGAUGGCAGAACUCCACGGGAGGCGAGGCUACGUCCCCGAGAACUACAUUAGUCUGUUACCACACCCGUGGUUUGCGGGACGUGUGUCCAGGCAGCAGGCUGAGCAGCGGUUGCGUUGGGAGGAGAGAGGAGUGUUCCUGGUUAGAGAGUCAGAGAGUUCACCAGGAGAGUUCUCUGUUUCUGUCAGCUAUGGCGACAUGGUCGAGCACUUCCUGGUUCUCGAGGGGUUGGGUCAGUACUGUGUGUGGGAGGAGACUUUCUCGUCUCUCAACCGAUUGGUCGACUUCUACAGAUCACACAGCAUCGCCCAGGAGAGACCUGUCUACCUGACCGACCCUCCUGACACACCUCUACACACACACACACCCUCACACACACCCCUACACACACACACACCUGCACACCCUCUCACACAUACUGCCAUGCAUCUACCGGACCCUAACCCUAACCCAAACCCCUACACACCCCUAACCCUAGCACACACACACACACCUAACCCGUAUCUAGCUGAGCACCACACACACCCCACUCACCCUCGCACACACACCCACUCCCCUAACACACACCCCACACACACCCCUACCCAACACCCCCCAGCCCCAGCCAGCUACUCCAACAGAAGAGAACCAAGCAGGAACCUGAACUGGGGCUAUUCUGCCCCUACAUAACCACACACACACACACACACACACACACACACACAAACUAACACAAACACACACACACACACACACACAC
This is a messenger RNA of Oncorhynchus tshawytscha (Chinook salmon), 851 nucleotides long. Its product is annotated as GRB2-related adapter protein-like. The record is from RefSeq and is a predicted model, not a curated record. NCBI's taxonomy places the organism in Eukaryota, Metazoa, Chordata, Actinopteri, Salmoniformes, Salmonidae. Gene Ontology annotation, molecular function: protein binding.